AUGGGCCAAUCAUCAGAAGAAAUCCUCGACUCAGUCCUCGAAGUCCAAAACGGCCAUGAGCUAUCAAUUAUCAAACUAAGUGAGCCAGUCGCCGGUCCACUCAAGAAAAGUUCCGGCGAACGAACUUCAGAUGUAUCUGCGGAUGUUUUCGAGAACCCGACACCAGCGAGUCUCGAGGCAGAUUUGGCGCAUUACAAGGAACUCUUUUCGAAACUCCGCUUCUCUUACCUUGAACAAGUCACAAAAGAGAAAUUCAUACGCGCCAUUGUCGGGGACCCUCCUCUCGUUGUCGAACACCAGGAAAAUGUCGAGUUAGAGUCAUCACUUGCUGUCUCGAAAACAUCCCUCAAGGCCCAGAAGACUGAGGUCGCAGAGCUGGUUGCGGAAUUGGAAAAGAGGGGUAGAGAGCUGUGUCGGAAGUACGAGAAUGUUCAACUGCAGACGACGCAACUACAGCAGUUACCUGAAAAUAUAGAGGGGCUGCAGGCUAGUAUUGAGGAGCUGAAGGCAACACAGCAGCCAGGAUCGAAUCCGAUCCUGAGUAUGCCGCUGGAGAAGACGUUGGCGUUGGUAGAGGAGAGACAGAGGGAGAGGGCGGAGCUGGAUAGACAGUUGGAGCAACUUCAGCUUCUAGUACCGAGAAAGACGCGGGAAUUGGAGAGGUUGAACGCGGAGUUGCAGCCGUUGGAGGUAAAGAGACUUGGGAGUACGGCUUCAGCAAGAGAGGCUAAGAGGAGGAAGGAGGAGGCUUUGGGUGGUUUUGGGGAUGAUUUGGAGGAGCGUGGAAGAUGGUGGAGAGGUGUAGAAGGGGGAUUGAAGGGCAUGUUGGGUGUUGAGGGUUAA
Lachnellula hyalina is the source of this 843-nucleotide messenger RNA. It is a transcript of the gene sos7, whose product is annotated as Kinetochore protein. Gene Ontology annotation, cellular component: kinetochore. NCBI's taxonomy places the organism in Eukaryota, Fungi, Ascomycota, Leotiomycetes, Helotiales, Lachnaceae. Gene Ontology annotation, biological process: attachment of mitotic spindle microtubules to kinetochore; protein localization to kinetochore; kinetochore assembly. The coding region runs from base 1 to 843 and encodes 280 amino acids. The record is from RefSeq and is a predicted model, not a curated record. The transcript is spliced from 2 exons.